Messenger RNA from Fonsecaea erecta, 792 nucleotides. RefSeq lists its product as hypothetical. The coding region runs from base 1 to 792 and encodes 263 amino acids. The record is from RefSeq and is a predicted model, not a curated record. The transcript has 3 exons. NCBI's taxonomy places the organism in Eukaryota, Fungi, Ascomycota, Eurotiomycetes, Chaetothyriales, Herpotrichiellaceae.
AUGUCAGGUCUCCAUGAGGUCCAGACAGGCUCUGGCAAGUUAGCCAACAAGGUGGCCAUCGUCACAGGUGCCGCCUCUGGUUUUGGCCUCGCCUGCGUCCGAAAAUUCAUUGAUGAGGGCGCCAAAGUCGUCGCUGCGGACAUGAACGAGGCCGGUCUUCAGAAAGCCUACGCCAGUUCCGCCGACAGCCACGUUGCAACUGUUACGGCCAACGUCACUUCGUCCAGUGACUGGAGCAAAAUGGUUGACAUAGCCGUCUCCAAGUUCGGUGGGUUGGACAUCGUGGUUAACAACGCCGGAACAUCCUACAAGAAUAAACCUACACUGGAAGUUACAGAGGCAGAGUAUGACAGAGUCAUGGCUGUGAAUGUCAAGAGCAUCUUUUUGAGCGUCCCAGCCACGGUUCCUGCCCUGAAGAACCGGGGAGGUGGAUGUAUCAUCAACAUUGCCAGUAUAGGGGCCAUGAGACCCCGGCCAGGCCUGGUGUGGUAUAACGCGAGCAAGGGCGCUGUUGCGAAUGCCACAAAGGGUCUUGCUGCCGAGUUCGGCAAAGACCAAAUCCGAGUGAACGCCCUGUGUCCCUUGCUCUCCGGCACCGGCCUGUUCGAGUCCUUUGUGGGCGUGCCGUACAAUGAGGAAAACAUGAAGAAAUUCUUGUUCAACGUCCCGCUAGGCAGACUGACGGACCCCUCUGACGUGGCGAAUGUUGCGGCAUUUCUAGCCAGUGACGAGGGCAAGUUUGUCACCGGUGUGAAUCUGGAGGUUGACGGCGGCAGGGCUGUUGGCUCGUAG